AUGUCAACACUGAAGUUGGUCAAGACCUCUUCAGAAGAGAUCCCGAAAGUCGUCUGUGGUUCUCAGUGGCGAAAAGCUCUGUAUCUCACCCUCACACGCUCAGCUGAGAGUAUUGUGCAUGAAUCGCAAAAUGGCUUUGUUACGGUAUACGAUGGAUACCCAAAAUCAACAGUUCAUUUGCUAAUAAUACCGAAUAAGAAGCUCAAGUCACCACAGCAAUUAACCAG
This is a messenger RNA of Perkinsus marinus ATCC 50983, 227 nucleotides long. RefSeq lists its product as hypothetical. The annotation marks the transcript as partial. The record is from RefSeq and is a predicted model, not a curated record. Lineage: Eukaryota; Perkinsozoa; Perkinsida; Perkinsidae. The transcript has 2 exons.